UCCAGAUUUCUGCAAUAAUCCGGAUCUGAAAUCAGUUCCAUCCAUCAGCAUCCAGACUGACAGCAGGUGGAAAACAUGAGUCACAGAAAGACAAGUCCCAGACAUGAAGCUCCUCAUGUCUGAUGUCAGGAACUGCCUGGUGACUGGGGCUCUUCCGACGGGCCCCGGUCGGGCCCAGCUAGAAGGAACGUGGAACCACUCUCCCAUGGGGGAGACCUCCAAAGGGGCGGCGCCAUGUGGUUCUGGUGGCUGCUGAGUCCACCUGGAACAGAUGCUCAGUGGAACAUCAGUAGAGUUUGAUGCCGUAGCGUCUGGGCUUUGCAUGUGAUUGAGGUCUUUCUGCAGAGCUCCUCCUUUGACUCUUCAUCCUCCUGAUGGCUUCAAAUCUCCUCUGGGGAGUUUCUGCUUCACUUCUGCUAAACAGUUGAAGUCAAAAAUCAGAGCUUUGUUCCAAGAUCAUCUGCUUUCUGUUCCAUCAGCUGCUCUUUAUUGGCCUCAUUUAACAUCUAACCGUCUGAAGUCACCAAGCUUAGCCUGGAAGUACCAGUAUAAUGACCCGGACGGGCCUUGGGAGCACGACGUUCCUCUGCCUCUACCACGGUGGAGGAAGGCGGGAAAUUCUUGGAGGAAAGGUGCGUUUCUGACCACCAAGAUGUCCAUUCAGCAGCCUGGAAGGACCGGUUCAGUUGGGCGGGAAGCUCUCAGUCGGUUUCCUCUGAAGUUCUUUUCAGCAUCAUGAGAAGCUGCUCAUGAAGAUGAAGAUUAAAAAAACACCAAUUAGGUCAUUCUCACGUGACCACAAGGACUGACGUCACCACAAGUGUUGUCAGUCACGUGAGGUGAAGGACAGACAAACAGUGAUGUCACCAGAGGGCGUGGCAGUCAAAUGAUGUCAUCUCCAGACACCUACAGAAAAAUGAUGUCAUAAUGAUGUCAUAAUGAUGUCAUUUCAGAGGAAUUAAAAUGAUUAAAAUGACAUCAUCUGACAUCAUUUAACAUCCAGUUACUUCCUCUCCAAAGUUUCUAAAUACUCCAUCUUUCUGAGUCUUGCAGCAUUUUAAAGAUCUAAAGAGAGAUUUCCAAGCAUUUACAGAAACUCCUGUUUCCAAAAACGUUCAAGCCUUCAGCUCUUUCACAAAUUCACUUCAAUCCAGAACCAGCCAUGUUCCACAACAAUGUGUUUAAAGGUCUUGGAGCUACCAGCUCUUCAACUGAAUCCCUCUGGGAUUCGGACAGCCAGAUGCCAGACCACUCCAGAAAGCAGGAGCAGGGAUUCAAAGGAUUCACUCAGAGAGCAAAGCAAAGUGUUUGGAAAUGGUUCAAACGCGGAAAUAAAACCCCCAGGGAUCAGAUAACCUGGGAGGACCUGUACAAGGACAAACAGCAGGAACUGGAUUAUUUGGUGGAGCAGAACAAUUCUCUCCGGACAGCUCUCCAAAACCUGCAGAUGCUCCUUAAGGAAGCUGAGAAGCUGAGAAACGAUUCCAUCUCAGCCAACCUCACUGACAGAGCUCUGAACUUCACGUAUCUGACACGUGAGGCUGAAGGAGUUCAGGAAGAUCAGCCUGGAUUUCAAGCAGAAAGUCAACACCAACACGAUCAAACCAGCAUCUUGGACUUAGAGCUGCAAAAUGAGGAAAUGGUCCAGGAACUUGAAAAGCUUCAGGACAAACUUCUUGUUUUGUCAGACAGAAAAGCCAAGUAUGAGCCUGCAGGAGACCACCUCAAAGCUGCCCAGGACCAGAACUCAGUCCUCAAAGAAAAGCUUCUGCAACUUCAAUCAAAGAUCCAACAAGAGGAAGCUCUGCUGAUGAUGACUCCGGACAUUUCUCCUGAGGAUCUGCAGGAAGAAUACCGAGAUCAGAUCCAGGCCUUAGAGCAGGAAAAUGCAGUUCUCCAGAAGGACUUGGAAGAUCUCAAGAAGAAACGCAGUAAAGAAGCAGCAAUGAGGAUCGAUUUGAUAUGCAUUGAAGCCCAAAAAAGCCACUUGGAGGACCAAUGCCAGCACAUCCGGGAGGUCAUUCAGAUCCACAGUGAACAGCAGGAUGGAGAACUCGUCUAUCCUGAACAGAUCCAGGAGUUAAAAUGUCAAAUAAAUUCCCUUGAAAAAGAAAAGGAAGACCUUCUGGAAGAACAAAGGAAGGUGGAAAAUGCAGAAUCAGACAUUAAAAUGCUGCUAAAAGAAUUCCAUCAGGUGGUAAAAAAUGUAGAUGAAUUGAAAAAGAAAAACUGCCACCUGAAAUGGGAAUUCAUGGAGCUGAACGUGGAUUUCUUUGAGAGACAACGAAUACCGGCCAAGCUCGAAGCUUCUACAAAAGAACAGGAGUCUUUGAGGAAGGAAAAUGCAGUUCUGGCUGAGCAGGUUUCAGAAUGCAGAUCCAAGAUCCACCAGCAGAAAUCUGUUCAGAACCAGCCUCAGAGUCCUGCUAGAAACCGGCCAAGUCUGAUCCCCAGACCCAUGUCUGUGAGAAACCCAGAACAUAAGCAGGUUUCCAUGGAUACUGGAAGGACCCAACAGCCUCAGAGUCCUGCUAGAAACCGGCCAAGUCUGAGACCCAAACCCGUGUCUGUGAGAAACCCAGAACCAAAGCAGGUUUCCAUGGAUACUGGAAGGACCCAACAGCCUCAGAGUCCUGCUAGAAACCAGCCAAGUCUGAGACCCAGACCCGUGUCUGUGAAAAGGUCCGAACUACCAAAGAAGGUUUCCAAGGUUCCUAAAAAGACCCAACCUAAGAAACAACAGAGCCUCAGAGAGCUAGAAAGAGGCUGGAGAACGUAGUGGAUCUAGAAAUCUUUAUUUAGCUUGUAGGAUGUUUGCUGGGAUUAGAUCCAGAAAAUCUAGUGAUGCUUU
This is a messenger RNA of Oryzias latipes (Japanese medaka), 2851 nucleotides long. Lineage: Eukaryota; Metazoa; Chordata; Actinopteri; Beloniformes; Adrianichthyidae. The record is from RefSeq and is a predicted model, not a curated record.